Ixodes scapularis (black-legged tick) is the source of this 805-nucleotide messenger RNA. Its product is annotated as dnaJ homolog subfamily C member 8. The record is from RefSeq and is a predicted model, not a curated record. Bases 9 to 746 code for a protein of 245 amino acids. Lineage: Eukaryota; Metazoa; Arthropoda; Arachnida; Ixodida; Ixodidae. The transcript is spliced from 9 exons. Gene Ontology annotation, cellular component: nucleus.
UUGUCAAAAUGGCGACCUCUUCGGUUGACGCGUCCGUGGAAGCUGCCGUCGUCGAUGAUUCGAUCCUACAGAGCUUCUUCACUGAGGUGAAGGAAAUCGAGAAGCGAGACUCUGUUCUCACGCCCAAACAACAGAUCGAUCGGCUGCUGCGGCCGGGCUCUACAUAUUUCAACCUGAACCCCUUCGAGGUGCUGCAAAUCGACCCAGAGGUACCACUGGAAGACAUCAAGAAGCAGUACCGCAGGCUCUCCAUCCUGGUGCAUCCAGACAAGAACCCAGACGACCGGGAACGAGCACAGAAGGCCUUUGACGUGCUGAAUAAGGCCAACAAGAGCCUGGAGGAUGAGGAGCAGCGACAGAGGGCGCUGGACAUCAUCGAGGAGGCCAAGGGUCGCACGGACAUGAUGAUCGAGGAGAAGCGGCGCAAGCAGCGCAAGAGCGGCAAGGGGGACACAGUAGAAGAGGACGACCCGGCCAAGUACAAGCAUGCAGUCUACGUGCUCACGACCAAGUUGUUUGCAGACAUGGAGCGCAAGCGGCGACAACAGGAGGACAGAGACCAAGAAGAAAGGAAGCGCAAGCGGGAGCAAGAGCUCGCAGAGGAGGAGCAACAGAAGCGGGACCGGGAGUGGCACAAGAACUUCGAGGAGAGCCGGGAGAAUCGAGUGACGAGUUGGAAGAGCUUCCAGACAGGCAAGAAGACCAAGCUCUUCAAGCCGCCCAAAUACAAGGCGGAAACUCGUUGAGCGUCCGUGCGUCGACGCCACACCACCACCACCACCAAAUAAAACUCAGUCGUACAUCA